AUGAUGGACAAAAGAUCCGGAGAGAGUCCUAUGGACUUUGAAUGGCAAACCAGAGCUCCUGGCGAUGUCACUUCUCCAUUCUACCAGCUCAGCAUGCAACAUGACAACCAGAGGAAGCGCCCCCAUAGCACCUUCGACUCCCCCGAAAAGAAAUCCAUGCCUGCCCUCCGUGAACCAAACUCCCAACCUUUCCUCUUCUCUCAACCGCCCGGAACCCCCAAAUCCGUCUUCAACCAACCCGCCUUCAUGACACCCCGCAAAUUCGAUCUCGACUUCUCCUCCGGCGCAGAAAACAUGUCCUCGCCAGAAAACGCAGAUAACGAAGAUACCCCCGAGCCGACGCCCGCGAAGAACGGCGCACACCGAAAUUCGCUGUUCAGUAUGUACGGACGGUUUGCGCCUGCGCCUAGUCCCGGCCGCGGUGAGAUUCCGCGGGUGAGCCACUAUUCGAAUGCGCUGGCAAGACGGGUUCAGAAGCGUCGCAGGAGGGAUAAGGCGUUGGAUAUGCGGUUACGACGGGAUAGUGACGAUGAGGAUGAUGAUCGGCCUAGCAGCAGUGAGAGCAAUCAGCAAAAUCAGGUGCAACAUGCGGGACAAUCAAAUCAGCAAGAGUCGUCCGUGUCACGAAUGUCGUCUUUUUCCGACUUUUUCGCUCUUCUCGAAGCGCAUCCCUACGUUCCGAGCAUUUUGUCGUGGUGGGCGCAAUUGGUCGUGAAUCUGUCGUUAUUUUCGCUGGCUGUUUACGUGGUUUUCGGGUUCGUGUCAGCCAUCCGGGCUGAAUUCGAGCAGGCUGCAGAGGAAGUGUCAGAUGGGAUAUUGGCGGAGAUGGCUACAUGCGCAAAAAGUUAUGUGGACAACAGGUGCGCUGGAAACGAUCGACUACCGGCAUUGGAAACGGUGUGCGAGAACUGGGAGCGUUGUAUGAACCGCGAUCCGGCCAAGGUUGGACGGGCAAAAGUGUCGGCACAUACGAUGGCGGUUAUCAUUAACAGCUUCAUUGAUCCUAUCAGCUGGAAGGCAAUCCUCUUCUUUCUCGCUACGAUAUCAACCGUCACCGUCGUCAGCAACUGGUCCUUCCGCUCCUUCAGAAACCGUCUGAACCAGCACGAAUACCCACAUCCUCAUCCCCCUUCAUUCUCGCGCCAGGGCUCCGCCCAAUAUGCUCCCAUUUCCUCAUCACAAGGGCAAUAUCAAAACGGCUCUGGAUAUGGAUAUCUCGACCAUCAGGAGCAGAAGCUCGCACCUGCCCCGAACUUGGACGAAAAGCAGAAUGGCUCAAUGCUACUGGAGCACCCCAGGAUGAACUAUGUGACGGGUCGAAAUCGCGAUCGGGAGAGUCAACUGCGGUCUCCUAGUCCUGUCAAACGGCGCAAUCUGCUCUGA
Molecule: messenger RNA, 1383 nt
Organism: Aspergillus chevalieri
Lineage: Eukaryota; Fungi; Ascomycota; Eurotiomycetes; Eurotiales; Aspergillaceae
Product: putative nuclear envelope protein Brr6
Exons: 3
Coding region: 1-1383 (460 amino acids)
Biological process (GO): nuclear envelope organization; lipid homeostasis
Cellular component (GO): nuclear envelope; nuclear membrane
Source: RefSeq, a predicted model, not a curated record